This is a messenger RNA of Solenopsis invicta (red fire ant), 1197 nucleotides long. RefSeq names its product basic helix-loop-helix transcription factor amos (gene Fer2). Gene Ontology annotation, molecular function: DNA-binding transcription factor activity, RNA polymerase II-specific; protein dimerization activity; RNA polymerase II transcription regulatory region sequence-specific DNA binding. The transcript has 5 exons. NCBI's taxonomy places the organism in Eukaryota, Metazoa, Arthropoda, Insecta, Hymenoptera, Formicidae. Bases 279 to 968 code for a protein of 229 amino acids. The record is from RefSeq and is a predicted model, not a curated record. Gene Ontology annotation, biological process: developmental process; regulation of transcription by RNA polymerase II.
AUAGUUGAAAUUCGCGUAUUCUCCGUACACGAACACUUCCGUUUGAGUAAUCGAUCAAUUGAUUAAUCGUAGCCAGAUCAAUAGGCAGAUCGAGGAAUUGGCGCAACAGUUUGUGCGCGAGUCAGCAUGCUAUGAAAAAAUUUCAAAUUUUCUGAAAAAAAAAAAAAUUUAAAAAGAUAUAGAAAAGAAGUUGGACCACAUCUCGUGAUUAGUUGAUACGUGAGAUACCAUUCGCGGGGAUACCGACUAGACGAAUGAGAUUGUGAAAAACGUGCAUUAUGGCGAACCAUCAUCCCUCCUACGACUUUGAGGACAGAAGCCAGAGGAUCCGCCAUCGGGUCGGCACCGCGUCAAGGCCUGCAGAUUCCACUGUGGCUUGCACCAGUACUCAAUACUACGUGGGGCAUAAUAGCGAUAUCACUGAGGAAGAUUUGGCAGAAUUACCUUCAUGUGUUUAUGCGGGCAGGUCCACGCAACAUGUUACUCACACAUCACCACAUGCACAUUCUCCCUUGCAUUAUCAUAUGCCAGUUUCAACGCCAGAUCAUGACACAGAGAUGAACGGUGUAGAAGAAGGUUAUUAUCCAAAUGGCAGUCCUUAUAGAAUUCAAAGACACGCAGCUAAUAUUCGUGAAAGAAAACGUAUGCUGAGCAUCAACUCGGCUUUCGACGAGCUACGGGUCCACGUGCCGACCUUUCCUUACGAGAAGAGACUGUCAAAGAUUGACACCUUGCGCCUGGCCAUAGCAUACAUUGCGCUCUUGCGCGAGGUUCUAGCGGCCAGGCUUGACCCUUUAACGUACGUCGAGAGGUGCCUUAGGGGUGAAAUAAAUGGCGAACGCGCCGAAUGGAACACGAGCGAUCUGACGGCACGCUUGUCCUGGAUAAAUUGGGAAAAUUUGGGGGUGAACCCAAACCGUCGAUCGGUUCUUACUACCCUAGCACUGACAACCGACAAUAUGAAUUGAAUACUCGUAACAAGACAUUUGCUGCGAUUCUUCUUUUCUUUGUAAAUACCAUUAUGCUGAGAUAAGAAAAGAGAGAAGAAAAAAAUGCUGAAAACUUUUCCGCGAUCUCGAUUUUAGUUCACGUGCAAUACGAACGACGAAUAUUGUAUUCAGUAUCUAUCUGUACGUGUAAAAAACUAGUUAGUACAAUUUAGUAUUUGCUUUGAAAUAAAAUCGAUGCUAUUCGAAA